Molecule: messenger RNA, 4625 nt
Organism: Styela clava
Lineage: Eukaryota; Metazoa; Chordata; Ascidiacea; Stolidobranchia; Styelidae
Source: RefSeq, a predicted model, not a curated record
UACUAAUGAAUGCUGUAGGUUUCGGUACCGCACUGUGCAUUCUGACGUCUGGACUUUAGGUGCGGAAACGGUGCUGAAAUGCAGUGUGAAUGUCGGGUUUUUGACUGAACAAAGAACAUAAAUCUGAAAUACCAGGAUAAAAAAAUGAAAUUUGUAUGCCCUUACCUGUUUCAGUGUUUGCUGAUGGAAUUCAUGGAUUUUUUCAUUCAGUUAUGCUGAUACAUAUUGUAUGAUGGCGUUAGUAUCUUUACCCCCGUCAGUUCCGAAUUCAGAAUCCUCUCUGCAGGAUCUUGAAGACAAAGAAAAUGAGGAAGAAAUAGGAGAAUUGGUCAAUGUACAUUCACCUGCUAGGAAGACAAAGAAAAGACUUCUCAGACAAGGAAGCGUCAGUGAAAACUUUUUUGCUGUCCACGGUUCUACGCUAGUUUUACCAAGACAGACAACGCUAGAUGAAAAAUAUAUGGAAGCUAUGAAGGGGAAAAAAUUUGCAGGUGAUCUCAAGACUCACAUGUACGCUAUAUAUAAUAUAAUCAGAGAACAAGAUAGUAUAAAAUUGGUUGCUCGACUUGAAAGUUGGGUUUCAGAGAGGCCUCGUUAUUUGGUCAUUAUAUCAACGAAUGGCCGUCAAGAUACAGAAGAAAGUAUUAUACUGGGAAUGGAUUUUCAUUUGGAUGACAAUACUAAAUGCAAUAUCGGUCUUGUCAUUCCUAUUUGGACUGAUACAGUGAUUAAAUUAGAUGGAGAUGGGGGUUUCCAAGUAACUGGGAGAGACAGAACACAUACUUUCAAACCAGUCUCUGUUCAGGCGAUGUGGUCUGCUCUUCAGAUGGUUCACAGAUGUGUUGAUACAGCUCGAAAAUAUAAUUAUUUUUAUGGAAGUUUGUACCUGACAUGGACUUGUUACUAUGAAAGCAGAGUCGACUCUGUCAGACUUUUUCUUAACGAAUGGGAAUAUUUAGAAGACAUAUCUGACAGGAGACCAAAUUAUUUUCAAGACAAAGAUACUACAAGGGAGCCCAUUGAACAGAAGAUACGAGGAAAAUUGAAGCAGGUCAUGAUGAAAAUGGAUCUCGAUAGCUGUAACAGUAAAGAUGUGAGACAAGCACUGGAGAAAGUUAUUGACCUCGACCUCACAAAUCACAAGAAAUAUAUCGACACAGAAAUGAUGACAAUUUUAGGACAAAUGGACUCAGCGUCGAAAAUUCUCGACUUUUUAUAUCUUGGUUCUGCAUGGAAUGCGUCUGAUCUCGAAGAAUUGAAUAGAACGGGUAUCACCCAUAUUCUCAAUAUUACGAUGGAAAUUGACAAUUAUUUUCCCGACAAUUUUGUCUAUAAAAAUGUUCGAUAUUACGAUGAACUAGAAAGUGAUUUGUUGCCGGAAUGGAAUGAUACAUGGAAAUUUGUCAAACAGGCUCAACGUGCUAACGGAAAAUGUCUCGUCCACUGUAGAAUGGGAAUAAGCAGGUCCUCUGCUACUGUUGCUGCAUUUUUAAUGAAAGAAUAUCUCUGGUCCAUGGGUAAAGCACUUGCGUUUAUCAGAGAACGUAGGGAGAUCAUUUACCCAAAUGAGGGAUUCAUGCGUCAACUUCAAGAAUACGAAGGAAUACUUAAUGCGAGUGCUCAAAGACACAAUCUUCUGUUCCGUUCACGAUCUGAAAGCAAUUUAAUUGCGGAAAAUGAAAUCAACAAGUCAGAUAAAGAACAACAAACACCGAGAGGUUCCAUCGUUGAUCAACAACCAACUUUCGAUCUAAAUCGACAAUUACUGGAUCUCACUGUUUUACCAUACAGUACAAUACACAAAAAGCCAAAAUCUUGGUCUCCUGGUGAUGCUCGACAUUAUUUCAUGGACGAUUCCGUAACAGACCACUUCGAUGAACUUGGAAGCGGCAUGAACAGGAGUCAUUUGUCCGAGCCUCGGGAGUUUCUCGCAGAAUCGACACGGUUUGUGAAAGAUUCUGCUGUUCCGCAAGCUGCAGAUAGACGUAAGAAGUGGAGAAGAAGACACACUGAAAAUUUUUUUCCAUUGCGCAACCUCGAACUCGAAUCGGUCGCGCAAAGUGAAGACAGCGUCUUUCCUAACCCUGGUGAUGUUCCUGUUCCACGAAUUGAUGCCUGGAUGGCCGAGACAAGAUCUUUGCCUGCAGAUACAAAAAGGAAGUCUAAUCGCAUGUCAUCACCUGCCGCCAUGGAAACUACUAAAAGUUCGCUUGACGUUGAACGUGAGCAAGUGCAUUCGUCCUUCAUUUCGCCGAUGAAUAGUCCAUCUUUCAAAUGCACGAAAGACGUCAACGUAUCGAGCUUAAAAAAUCAAUAUAUAGAUACGGUCUUGAAAGUUGAUGUUACAAAUACAGUUCCUGUAGUACAACAAACCGAUAUCGCUAAACCAUCAGGCAGCAAAAUCGCUCCGUUAAGUGAAAACAUUUCUGAUGCCAAUGUUUCUGAAGAUGUGGAGAGCGAGGGUCGCGACUCAGUCGGUCAAUUAGCGUCGUCUCGAGAAAGAUCGUUUUCAGAGAACCAACUUUUUAACGUUAAAAAUAUAGUCUACGAAAUAGAAAACAGAGGCAAAGAAAACCAGGAAAAGGACAACGCUGUCGGAAUAUCUCGAUCACAAUCACUUUCCGCGAGUAAAAAUUCUUCCAUGGAGAUGACCUUGGGUGAUACCCAUUCUACAAUGGCGAAAGAUCAAAACCAAAAUAAUAACAACAGCAACAAUAAUGUUGGGCAAUUCUUUCCGAGCACAACGGUCAUUGAAAUUGAUCAUGAUGCGAAUAAUUCGCCUCAAAUUGUUAAAACAACAUCACAGCCAGGAUGUAGCAUUAAAGAGAAAGUCUCAUCUUCAGAUAUAACCCUAGCCUUGGUUGGACCAGAUGAAUCCAGUACUGAAUUGAGAAGAAAUCCUCUUGCCAGAAUGCUAACUCAAAGCGAACUUCACGUUAUAAGAGAGGUCGGAAAAACCUUCCUUAGCGAGCCAGAUGAUACAGAUUCGGUUUUGCUAAGUGAGAGUUCGUCACAAAGCACUUCAUCCACCCACACCAUCGAAGAAGAAACGACACCAAUCAAAAACCGAGGAGUCGUACGGCGAAUGGCAAAAAUAAUUGAAAGCAAAAUAAAACAACAAAAUGACGAACAACCUGAAGGAAAAUCGACACAAUCAUCCACUGAUUCUACCACAGUAAUAAAUAAACUGUUAAUGGGAGGUCCAACUAAUCCUCCGAUGUCAGUCGAGUCGAGCUGUAUAAACAAAAAUAACAACAACUCUGAGUCAGGUAUGGAUGAAGCAAAAUCGAUUGUAGAGCCUUCGACCCAAGUUUCAAGCAAAUUAAAUGAUUUGUUAUCGUUGGUUGGUCCCACACCAUACAGCCCGAUGCAUACUUCUCUUGCAAGUUCUGCUUUUGCCCAUCCUGGAAAAUCUUCAAUCGAGCGUUAUCAAAGAAAAGGAAGACUGCCGAUUCGACGGACACAGUCCGAAAGAAGCUUCACUCGUCCAAUUAAAUCUUUACUUUUCCACAGUUUCCGAGAGAAACAAUCUACGAGCAAUGAAACUGAACUUCUCGCACAAGAUUCUCAAUUCAAUCCUUCUCAAGACGCACCACCGGUCGCAGUGAAGAAAAUUGUUGAAAAUAUCGAAAGUUUGGGGGUGAAUGACGACAAGUUGCGCAGCCGUUUCGAAUUCGCAAGGAAAAAGAGACUGUUUAGCAGUGACUCACCAAGUAAUCCGAAUAAAAAACAAAUGACUAGGUCGAUCUCUAAUCCUCAUGUCACACAAAAAACUGAGGGGCAUCGUAGCAUCAAGUCUGUUUUUUCUCGUAACCCAUUUUCUGCUAGCAGAUCUCGUAAUAAAUGUGUUCAGACACAAUUUCAAAGGCAUAAUAAUCUUUAUAAAACAAUGUGAACACUCUUUUAAAAACCAGUGUCUUUAUAUUUAUUCAGCAGGAAAAUGUUUUUUGGAUAUAAUUCAUUUGGUGCCUUUCUAAAGAGAUUGUUUGGGCGUGACAUAUGAGUCUGUAUUUUUCGAAACCUUCUUCAUCAAGCUUAUGCCAUAGAUGACUAUACCUUUGAGGCUACUUCUUGAAUGGAUGGACCAUACUUGUAUAAUAAUUCCUAAUUUUAUGGAAUUAUUCGAAUGCAAUUUUUUGCACAAACAUCGGUUAUAUCAAUGAAACUGCCUCAACAUCAUCCACUGGAACAUUUGUUGAAUUAUCAAAAUUGGCCAUAGAAAAGACAUGGUUAAGCUACAUGCUUCAUCAGCAGCCCGCACUUGUCUGAGUGAGAAUAUGCUUCGCAACCUAGUUGUGCCUGGAUUUCAUUCUGAUUUGCUUGUGUUAUCCUGACAGACUCUCAAUCAUAAUAUUUCAUCUUUUUACAAUUAUAACACAGUUUGGUGGAUAACAAUGCAGAAUAAUGAGACAAUUACUCAUGCCUCUAGUUCUCAAAAUCUGAAGCCUUACAGCAGGGGUCGGCAACCUACGGCCCGAGCAAUAUAAUCUGGCCCGCGACGUUUCACUGAAUUAUAGUAACAAAUUAUAGCUGUUUUGUCGAUUAUAUUCUUUACGCAAAAGAAUUUACGUGUAGACUAAAUUAUAUUAUAACAUAUCAAGUAUAUAAUUCACAAUUACUCGUUU